GAAUAUGUUUUUAUCUACAUGAUUCAAUUACGAAGAAACUAAGCCAAGCAGCUAGGUACCAUGGUGAUCAAGAAGGCUUCAGCACAUCCUCUUUUCAUGAGCACCACACCACUAUCUGCCUCCCGAGCUAUACUGAUCACAUGCCUUCUCCUAUUCGAUAUUAGCAGAUUAGCUUCUGCACGAAAGAAGCACCCGAGAUGUCCGUCUUUCUCUUGUGGACCUCUGCACGACAUUGGUUAUCCAUUCCGCUCGAAGGGCGACCCCCCCAAAUGCGGGGAUCGUCGAUUUCAGCUUGCCUGUGAGGCUGGUAACAAGACUAUCUGGGAUAUCCACCAACCUGGGACAUACUACGUUACCGAGAUCUCGAAGAGUCUUCCCUUGCAGUCUCUUUCCCGCACCAGCAUCGAGAGCAUGGGAUUAUAUGCAAGCGAUUUUACGUGGGCUACCUUUGUGAGCUGUACGAGGAUGAUAGUAAACAGCACAUAUAACCCUGUUCCUUGUUUGAGCAAGACCGAUGCAUUUGCGUAUGUUAUACUUUCAUCUCAAGCGCUUCAGCUGGAGGAUACGGAGCGUUUCUGUAGCUUCUUAGCGAUGACUCCGGUUAUGUUCGAUCCAGAACGAAUGCAGCUGAUGAAUGGAAACAUGAUCUCGCUGGAGCAUCCCACAACAGAAUACGUCUUCCAGCUCCUGAAGCGUGGAUUUCCUGUUCCGAUUUACUCAGCAGGUCUUCCUGCUCUGUUUUACGCAGCAGGUCUUCAGGAUUUUUCCGGCUUUUAUGGUUGUCCAAAAGAAGCUGUAUGGAGCUCUCGGACGGAUAUAUACGUAGGGAUUCUCUCUCCGAGAUUCUUCUUUGCUCGCAGUGGAGUGGCUUUGAUAGAAAGUAUGGAAUACAUUCACAAGCGCCCUUCACAAUGGGUUUUGGUUCUCUUGUUGGCAUUAGAUUCUACUGUAAAAAUUUUGACAGUUCUCUCAAUUCUCUGCAGAUUCGUUAUUGCGCCAUUGGCAAUAUUCCUUUUCUUGGCACACAAGUUGUGGAGAGAAAAGAAAUCAGUGGAUGCCGUCGAGAAGUUCCUUCGAAGCCAGAGGGCGCUCGCGCCGAUGAGGUACGCAUAUACCGACCUCAUUGCAAUCACAGGCCACUUCCGAGAAAAGCUCGGCCAAGGAGGAUUCGGUUUUGUAUCCAAAGGAGUUCUCCCUGGCGGCGUUCUUGUGGCAGUGAAGAUGUUGUUAAGCAAUUCUAGAUGCAAUGGGGAAGAGUUCAUCAACGAGGUCUCUACCAUCGGUAGGAUCCACCACGUCAACGUGAUAAAGCUUGUCGGGUUCUGCUCCGAGGGAUCGAAGAGGGCCCUCGUCUAUGAGUACAUGCCUAACGGAUCGCUCGACAAGCAUAUCUUCUCUGCCAAUGGAGUCGCUGGUCGGCGAACAUUCACGUGGGACAAACUCAAUGACAUAGCCUUGGGAAUCGCCCGUGGCAUCAACUACUUGCACCAGGGAUGCGAUAAGAGAAUUUUACACUUCGAUAUCAAGCCACAGAAUGUCCUCUUAGACCGAAACUUCACUCCAAAGGUUUCCGAUUUCGGGCUAGCAAAAUUGUACCCAAAGGACACCAGCCUUGUGUCGAUGAGUACUACUAGAGGAACAACAGGAUACAUUGCACCUGAAUUGAUUUCGAGGAGCUUCGGGGAUAUAUGCUCACAAGUCUGA
Ananas comosus (pineapple) is the source of this 1704-nucleotide messenger RNA. Its product is annotated as probable LRR receptor-like serine/threonine-protein kinase At1g53420. Gene Ontology annotation, molecular function: protein kinase activity; ATP binding; polysaccharide binding. Gene Ontology annotation, biological process: protein phosphorylation. NCBI's taxonomy places the organism in Eukaryota, Viridiplantae, Streptophyta, Magnoliopsida, Poales, Bromeliaceae. The transcript is spliced from 4 exons. The record is from RefSeq and is a predicted model, not a curated record. Bases 61 to 1704 code for a protein of 547 amino acids.